AUGAAGUCCACACCGUCCAAGCGUCUCCGCCUCACUUGGUCUGAGAAAGUGGGCAUCCUCGACAAGGCAGCCCGCACACCUGCUCUCUCCUACAGGGGCCUGGCUGAGUGGGCUGUGACGGAGUUCAGCCUCCCGGCCGCCCCAGGCAAGACAACGAUAUGCCGCAUAAUCAAGUCAAGUGCAGUCCUGCUGGGGCGGCCGCUGGAGAAGGACCAAGGAAUCAUUCAUUGUAUUAAGCGACACAUGCUAUCCCGCAAGAUGAUGCAGGCUCUAGACCGGCUUGGUGAAGGGCUAGAUAAUCCCUACGAGGUCGACCAGUUGACAGCGCUGUUGUGGUGCGAGGAUGCCUG
Phytophthora sojae is the source of this 350-nucleotide messenger RNA. RefSeq lists its product as hypothetical. The record is from RefSeq and is a predicted model, not a curated record. The transcript has a single exon. The annotation marks the transcript as partial. Lineage: Eukaryota; Oomycota; Peronosporomycetes; Peronosporales; Peronosporaceae.